AUGCUUGUAAUUAAUUCAUUACGCUGGUUUCCAACAAUUCAUGUGGCUCCCCAAUUUUUUAUUCUUAAUGGAAUACCAGGUCUGGAAAGAGUACAUGUAUGGAUCUCCCUUCCCCUCUGCACAAUGUACAUCAUCUCCCUCGUGGGGAAUCUUGGUCUUGUGUACCUCAUUUAUUAUGAAGAGUCCUUACAUCGUCCGAUGUAUUUCUUUUUGGCCAUGCUUUCUCUCAUUGACCUCCUUACCUGCACCACCACUCUACCCAAUGCACUCUGCCUCUUCUGGUUCAGUCUCAAAGAAAUUAACUUCAAUGCUUGCUUGGCCCAGAUGUUCUUUGUUCAUGGGUUCACAGGUGUGGAGUCUGGUGUGCUCAUGCUCAUGGCUCUGGACUGCUAUAUAGCCAUUUGCUACCCUUUACGUUAUGCUACCACACUUACCAACCCUAUCAUUGCCAAGGCUGGGCUUGCAACCUUCCUGAGGGGUGUAUUGCUGAUGAUUCCUUUCCCGUUCUUGGUCAAGCGUUUGCCUUUCUGCCGAAGCAAUAUCAUCUCCCAUACAUACUGCGACCACAUGUCUGUGGUAAAGCUGUCCUGUGCCAGCAUCAAGGUCAAUGUAAUCUAUGGUCUAAUGGUUGCUCUCCUGAUUGGAGUGUUUGACAUUUGUUGUAUAUCUGUCUCUUACUCUAUGAUCCUCCAGGCAGUGAUCAGCCUCUCCUCAUCAGAUGCUCGGCAGAAGGCUUUCAGCACCUGCACAGCUCAUAUAUCUGCCAUCAUCAUCACCUAUGUUCCAGCAUUCUUUACUUUCUUUACUCACCGUUUUGGGGGGCACACAAUCUCCUCUUCUCUUCACAUCAUUGUGGCUAAACUUUAUCUUCUUCCACCAACACUAAACCCCAUUGUUUAUGGAAUAAAGACAAAACAGAUACGAGACAGUGUCAUAAAGUUCUUCCAGGGUGAUAAAGGUGAAGGUUGA
This is a messenger RNA of Cebus imitator (Panamanian white-faced capuchin), 969 nucleotides long. RefSeq names its product olfactory receptor 52N5. NCBI's taxonomy places the organism in Eukaryota, Metazoa, Chordata, Mammalia, Primates, Cebidae. Gene Ontology annotation, molecular function: olfactory receptor activity; G protein-coupled receptor activity. Gene Ontology annotation, cellular component: membrane. The record is from RefSeq and is a predicted model, not a curated record. Gene Ontology annotation, biological process: G protein-coupled receptor signaling pathway.